AUGAAUGCCAACGGGAAACGUAUCCAGUUCGACACUAAGACGAUCGACUUGUUCUGGCUGCUUGGCUUCAGCUCGUGGCGGGCCAUCGAAGUGUACGCACCAGCCCUAGUUGUCGCGACAUCCAACGGGUUACCGCUCGACCAAGCCCUCAGUGUCGAUGAAGAACGCGGCCAAUAUGAAUUCGACUACAAGCAGCGCAUCGCCGCCGCCCAGUCGCUCAUCACAGCCGAACAGACCUCAGACGUAUCCUGGCCUGUGGACAUCCCCCUGCCGAGCGCCGACCGUGAUGGCCUGGGCAACAUUCAGCACAUGGCGGCAUUCGACCUUGUUGCGCUCGCCUUGGCCUUCGCCCUGCUACACGAAUUCCAGCACGUCAUGUUCUGCGCCGAUAAACGCGCGCCCUCUACGCGACCUGAAGAGGAAAUCGCCUGCGACACCUAUGCCCGAACUUUCAUGACAAGCGAGCUCGCCGCCUAUGCGAAGGUACACGGACACGAUUUCGCCCAGGUCCAGAACAAGCGUGCGAUGGGCAUCACGCUCGCCGCCGUCAUCGUUCAUGCGAUGACGCUGCCCCAUGCACGUUGGGGCAAUAGCGAAUAUCCACCGAUCACCGAACGGCUGACAGCAAUGAUCCGUGGCUACACUCUGCCAGCCGAUUCAUCAUUCUGGGCCUUCACGGCCUGUGUCCUAAUCGCGCUUAUGCGGCAGGAAAACCUUCCGCUCGACAUUGUCGCCUACUCGAACAAAGAAACGGGAAAUAACUUGCCGGUCUAUUUCAUUGGCGAAGAUGAAAACGGAUGCUCUCCUAUCAAGAUCGGGGUGGCGAAGAACAUCGAGGAGCGUAAGCGCAAUCACCAGACCGGUAACCCUCUUGAUCUGAAACUGCUCGGAUGGAUCGAAGUAGCCGAUGCCUUUCAGCUUGAACGCCAGCUUCAUCAGCACUUCGAGUCGACCCAUGUGCGCGGCGAGUGGUUCGCAAUCGAGCCUGCAGAGAUCUUGCCCAUUCUCAUGCGCGUUGGCCUAGACGGAUUUGUCGCCAAGAACGCUGAUGCGUUCCAGGUCAUUGGCUAUGACCGUGACCCUGUGCCGGAGUAUCUUGGGGUAUGGGAAUGGGGCGACCUUGAGAUCUAUGAAUGCUGCCCCUACUGCGGCUGCCUGUGCGGCAUGCACUUUCAAGAUGCAUCACAGAUGUACCACUAUCUGAACUGCGACACGCUAACGGACUUUUCGGACUUGGACCCACGCAACGAAUACUUGGACGAC
Mesorhabditis spiculigera is the source of this 1263-nucleotide messenger RNA. NCBI's taxonomy places the organism in Eukaryota, Metazoa, Nematoda, Chromadorea, Rhabditida, Rhabditidae. The record is from the annotation of a GenBank genome assembly.